AUGUCUACGCCCUCGAUAGCAACCACCCUCCUACCUGCUCACCAUAGCCAGUAUGGUUAUACUCAUCAAAAUCUAUAUUCGCCGACUGCCCGCCCAUACCCCACUACCAAUACUCUACCAGCACCCCAGCGGUUGAACACCUCGUUUCAUUCUUACCAAGGUGCCGCUCAGUAUCAACGACCUCAACAGUCCCCGGCAAUGUCCUACAGAGGGCCCUCAAAUGUUUCCACAAUGCCUGCGUCCCAGUCUACCUCGGUUCUGCCUGAUGCUCACCUCAGAAGACAACCAGACUGGAAUGAAUUUUACAAAAACGGCAUCCCGAAAGAAAUCAUUGUUAUCGACGAUGACAGUCCAGACCCUCAAUGGCCAGGAGACGCUUCGAGAAGACAGCAGAGACAGGAUGCCGCAGGUUACACGUCGAAUGCGGGCCGCAAAAGAAGAGGUGAUCAAGGCGAAGAGAUUGAAUAUGCAGACAGCCCAACGUAUUCGACGCACCCAGCCAAAUUCGGUGCGUCCUCGUCGUCUGCCUCUUAUCAUUCCGGUGAUCGAACCACUUCCCUCCAGACCGUGACCGCGCCAACCUCUCUCGAAUCAUAUGGCAGCAACCCUGCUAGCAACAGUUACGAAGAUGUCAGAGUGGGACAAAAGCGGAAGAGAGCACAACCCCAAAAAGAGACCCGAUCACAAGCGGCAAAAAGGAAACAACAAGAAUCUGCACCAGACGCCUUUGCAGACUACAUACCUCCUCCAAAACCGUUACGAAAAGCUGCGGAUGUUCACGUUCCGGUAGUACGAGAUACAGAAAAGCAUAAAAGUCUGAAAGUUGAUGAUGAUGAUGGACAUUAUAUCGUGAACUCUGGCACUAAACUUGCUGAUCGAUAUGAGAUCAUCAAGCUCCUUGGGCAAGGCACUUUUGGCAAAGUCGUUGAGGCUUACGAUUCGCGAAAGAAGACGAAAUGCGCGGUCAAAAUCAUUCGAUCGGUGCAGAAGUACCGCGAUGCCUCUCGGAUCGAGCUGCGCGUCCUCUCCACACUUGCUCUGAAUGACAAAAACAAUCGAAAUAAGUGCAUCCAUCUAAGGGACUCAUUCGACUUCCGAAACCACAUCUGUAUAGUCACGGACCUGCUGGGACAGAGUGUGUUCGAUUUCCUCAAAGGAAAUGGCUUUGUUCCCUUCCCAAGUACGCAAAUUCAGAGCUUUGCCCGGCAACUGUUCACCAGCGUCGCCUUCUUGCACGACUUGAACCUCAUCCAUACAGAUCUCAAGCCUGAAAACAUACUGCUGGUUCACAAUGCUUACCAAACCUUUACCUACAAUCGCUCGAUACCUUCAUCGUCUCAUACCAUAUCAAGAACAGCUCGUCAACGCAGAGUCCUUUUAGACAGUGAGAUCCGUCUAAUAGACUUUGGCUCUGCUACGUUCGAUGACGAAUAUCACUCCUCAGUAGUGUCGACCAGGCAUUACAGAGCACCUGAGAUCAUCUUGCAACUGGGCUGGAGUUUCCCUUGCGACAUUUGGAGCAUCGGUUGCAUCAUUGUGGAAUUCUUCACAGGCGACGCAUUAUUCCAAACGCACGAUAAUCUCGAGCAUUUGGCAAUGAUGGAAGCAGUAUGCAAUGGCAAGAUCGACUCCAAACUAGUCAAGCAAGUAUGCGCCGGGGGCCGCGGGGCGAACGCAAAUUCUGCCGCCAAAUUUUUCAACAGAGGGAAACUGGAAUAUCCUAACAGUGAAACCUCAAAGGGAUCUAGGAAAUACGUCAAAGCGAUGAAGCACCUUCACGAAUUCAUACCUGCCAACUCGUCUUUCAACAGGCAUCUGCUUGACCUGUUGAGGAGAAUCUUCGUUUAUGAUCCGAAGAAUCGGAUCACAGCAAAAGAAGCCCUCAAGCAUCCUUGGUUCAAAGAAACCAUUGUGGACGACGGUACUGAGGCAAUUCGCAUACGCGAGGAACGUUCUCUGGUUGAAGACCCGUUUGCUGAGGAAGACGCAAAUGCAAAACGGCCGCGAAUAGAUCAAUGA
Cladophialophora psammophila CBS 110553 is the source of this 2019-nucleotide messenger RNA. Its product is annotated as CMGC/CLK protein kinase. Lineage: Eukaryota; Fungi; Ascomycota; Eurotiomycetes; Chaetothyriales; Herpotrichiellaceae. Gene Ontology annotation, molecular function: protein kinase activity; ATP binding. The record is from RefSeq and is a predicted model, not a curated record. Gene Ontology annotation, biological process: protein phosphorylation. Bases 1 to 2019 code for a protein of 672 amino acids. Gene Ontology annotation, cellular component: nucleus. The transcript is spliced from 4 exons.